UCCUCAUACCUUGCAACAAUUAACAUACUCAUACUGCGUAUAACAUACAUGUAAGUAAUGUAACAUGGCUUCUUCCUGCCCUCAUCUCAAGAAGCUUUGCUUUAUCCUCUCAUCUCCUCACUAUCCACCUUCAUCGCCAUCCAUAAGAAGAAGAAAAUAACCACCAAAAUCCCAAACUCCCCCCUCCCAAUCCGUCUUUUGCUUUGCGGAGAAAAGCAUCGUCCCUUCCAGAACGCCCCGUCCGUCUUACAAUUUCGUCAUCUUGGUUACUUUACUAUACCGUCACUUAAAACAUGGCGAUAAUGUGGCCUUCGAAUCAGCGGGAAUUUUCCCGCUGAUUUCCUGGUAAUCCGUCCACAAUUCGUGAUCUAUCGGAUCAAGACAGACAUGCAAGUGGAAGUCUCUGGUCUGCAAAUCAUCUCCAAGCAUUCCGUGUCUUGGCUCAAGAUCAAAAGGAUGUUCCGAUUCCCAAAAAGUACAAAGAAAUGGCUGCGAAAGUUGUAAACAGUAACAUACCUAUGCUCGAUUCCCUCAAAUCAAUCACCUAUGAGCAGUUGCAAACCUUGGCUCACAGAGAACUGCGGUCUGAAGGCGUUUUCGGUUCGUUCUUCGUCGCUCUCGCCGACGUUACUCGAGAUGGUCAUGUACCAGAUGGGAGUCCCCGCCUUCCCCGCCUUCGGAGAAAUAUCAAGGUCCCGGAAAGGCCUGAUUUCAGAUCUGGCGAAGGGGAAGGGUUUUCUUCGUCUCCGUCAAGACCCUCAUCUUCUCCAACGAACCGUGCACCUAUUCCAACACCCAUUCCAACAACUCCUACACCUAUUUCGAAAACCCUUACAUCUCUUCCUCCCAACUCGUCACCCUUUACAGUCUCUUCCGAAUACGUACCAGACCAGCAGGACGGAGAACUCGAGCUGGAAGACCAGCUUGAUAGAAAACACCCUGAAGUCGUAUCUGCCAAUAUGGCUGCACAGUUUAUUUCCACAGUUCUCGAUGUUUACUCGAGUGGGUCAAAUAAAAAUCAUAGAAGCGAGUUUUGCAUUGGUCCAACUACGUUACAUUUGGUCUCACAUGUAUUAAAUUGUACCUGUCAAGAUGAUGGGGCUGCUUGGCGCCGAAAGUACGACCCCGACACCAGAGCAUGGAUAAACAAGAGUGAGCUUCUAUUUAGCCUAGAAGUAAAAUCGUCCUAUUCUCAAUCUGAUAGUUCUGGAAUGGGAAUACCAUCCAAUCGGACUCUCGCGCAACAAUUCUGCGAGCUGCUUGGGUCUGUGAUGUCAAAGGUAGAAAGAAAAGACUAGGAAGCACUUAGCGACGACCAACGGCGGUAGGGUUUCCCCAAUCAAAGCUUGAAGAAAUAGGUUCACUGACUUCGUUUCCUUAGCCGUUUUCUUGUUUCGGUACAUCAAACUGAUAUGAUGAUCAUUGCUUGUGACUUUUCGUUGGAGUAUCUUGAGUAUAUUUACUCGCAAGAGGAACCAGCUGAUUUACCAUAUGUAGUAUUAAAGCAAUCGCGUAUAUAUGACCUCGGUAGCCCCAUGGAUAGGAUAGAGGCUGCGAAAGCUAUUAUUGCUCUUGACGAAUAUCUCAAGGACAUCCUUUAGAGGUCCUUGCAGGUUCUGAAAGACGACGAAGGUCUUGAUAGUUAGGAAGGCUUCUUUAUCAUGGAGCUUGUGUUUGGUGCCAUUCAUUCAUUUAUCUCAUAUGUAUCUUAUUCAAUUGAAUCGAUUCUCUACUUGAAAUAACAAUUCCUAUGGUCUUUCUCAUCUU
Sclerotinia trifoliorum is the source of this 1767-nucleotide messenger RNA. Lineage: Eukaryota; Fungi; Ascomycota; Leotiomycetes; Helotiales; Sclerotiniaceae. The record is from the annotation of a GenBank genome assembly.